Drosophila serrata is the source of this 711-nucleotide messenger RNA. It is a transcript of the gene Chrac-16, whose product is annotated as chromatin accessibility complex protein 1. Gene Ontology annotation, molecular function: protein heterodimerization activity. The record is from RefSeq and is a predicted model, not a curated record. Gene Ontology annotation, biological process: DNA-templated DNA replication; chromatin remodeling. Gene Ontology annotation, cellular component: nucleus; CHRAC. Lineage: Eukaryota; Metazoa; Arthropoda; Insecta; Diptera; Drosophilidae.
GUUAUCUUAACAGAGUGUGGCCCUGUUAGAGAAGCAAGAUUUUCUAAUUAUUUCACUACGGUCACUUUAAAAAUCAGGCUAGCUCGAAUUCGCGGUUAAUUUUGUUUAUUUAUUAGAAAAAUCAUGUCCGGAAGUAAGACCGUAGCCUUGGAGCGUCAACCCAACGCCAACACCCUUCUGCCGCCCAGCCGCGUGCGCACGAUCAUGAAGAGCUCAAUGGAUACUGGCCUGAUCACCAACGAAGUCCUCUUCCUGAUGACCAAGUGCACGGAGAUGUUUGUGCAGCAUUUGGCGCGAGAGGCGCAUGCCAAGCAUGGAGGCGGUGAUACCCUCAAGUACGAGCAGCUGUCUCAGCUGGUGAACAAGGAGAAGAACCUGGAGUUUCUGCUUCAAAUCGUGCCCGAGAAGAUACGCGUCUACCAGUUCAAGGAGAUGCUCCGCCUAAACCGCAGCCGCGACGGCGACGACGAUGAUGAUGAUGACGACUCUGGCUCGGGAUCCGAGUCGGAGGAGUGACGGCUGCGCGUUCUAGCGACCACCUGUACUGAUUCCACUUUUAUCAUAAUUAAGUCAAGAUAAUAAGUUGCGUUUCCAAGAUGUCCAAAAAAAAAAAGCUUUAUGAUACAUUUCAAGGAACACGCAACAUUACACGGUCUGUUUCCUAGAUCUAACGUUUGCUUUUUAAUAUUAAAGAACUAUUGUUCAAGUCGA